Kuraishia capsulata CBS 1993 is the source of this 1479-nucleotide messenger RNA. RefSeq lists its product as uncharacterized. Gene Ontology annotation, molecular function: GTPase activator activity. The record is from RefSeq and is a predicted model, not a curated record. The transcript has a single exon. Lineage: Eukaryota; Fungi; Ascomycota; Pichiomycetes; Pichiales; Pichiaceae. Gene Ontology annotation, biological process: endoplasmic reticulum to Golgi vesicle-mediated transport; positive regulation of GTPase activity. The coding region runs from base 1 to 1479 and encodes 492 amino acids. Gene Ontology annotation, cellular component: endoplasmic reticulum membrane.
AUGUCCUCUAUUCUUCCGCCCGAGUGGGUGGAGAUGGAACUGGGCGAUAUGAGCAAAUCCAUCUUCAACGAGCUGCCUCUAUCCGAGGAUAAGGCGGAUCUGAAAAAGAGCUGUCUCGAAACCGCCUGCGCUUUGCAAGAUGGUCAACUUCUCAAGCUCCUAGCGGAAACUCGUGAUGGUCUAAUCGAUUCGAAACUGAGAUCCAAGAUUUGGCCGCAGUUACUGGGCUUCCCUAUUGACCCGCAGCUGGGCUAUGACUUCACAAGCAGCCCACCACACAAGGACGAGGACCAGGUAUCCAAGGACAUUGAUCGGAGUUUCGUCUACUAUCCUCAGAAUGAGGCCAGAAAGCAAGAAUUAAAGUCUCGGCUUUCCGAUUUGAUCGUGGGUGUUUUGCGCGCGAAUCCAGAGCUGCACUACUACCAGGGAUAUCACGAUAUCGCCUCUAUCGUGGUCAUGGUCUUCGAGAACGACAACGAGGCCUUCCAGUUUUUGUCUUUACUUACCCAGUUCCAUCUGAGAGACCAUAUGAUGAGUUCCAUCGACUCUUCGGUGCAGCAACUGGAAAUUAUUGGCGAUCUCAUGGGAUGCAUAGAUCCCAAGUUCAAUAGGGUGAUCAGCUCUGUCAAUCCGAUAUACUCGCUUUCUUCGAUUCUGUCCUUGUUUGCACAUAACAUUCAGAGCUUUGAAGAUUUGUGUCUUAUAUGGGACUUUGUGUUUGCGGAAAAAACAAUGGUAUUGCCGUUAUACAUCUAUGUCUCUGUUCUGGUGUAUUUCAAGGAGGAGAUUCUGACGAAGCUGGAGGAGGAAUCUGGCUCCAGUUUCAGCAGUGAAGAUACAUAUUUUGAAGAGGACGAUCUUCCCAUGAAUCUGGAGAACAAUCUGGACAUCUUGCACAGUAUUCUGACCAACGUGGUUGGUGAAAAUCUGGGUAAUGAGUUUGAAAUUUUCCAGGUUCUCCAUUCUUCUGUGGAGUAUCUCCAGAACCACCCUCCCAGUCAGCUCAAGUGUUUCCAGACUCGCAUAUCGGAGUUCUCAGUGCUCAAGACAACCUCCAAACCGGAAGGAGAUGUGCCAGUCUCUUCGUACCUCGAGGACGACCGCUUGAGCACCCUUAUAACGAAGCAGAUUGACGAGGAUAAAGCAAAGGCGGAGAAGAGACGCCUGCAAUUGAUUGCCUCAAGGAGACCACGCAAGACCUCCAGUAUGGAUAAUUUGAGAAAGUAUCUCUACGACCGGGUUCUCAUAAAUAGAAACAGGAAGCUCAAGGUUUCUAUGUUCGUCAAGAUAUCCUUCACCAUUGGAAUUCUGAGUUUUCUUCUCCAUUACUAUACGGAUAAGGCCCAGUUCAGAAGUUUGUAUGGUGCAGGAGUCAAUGGGGUCCACAACAUGGUGAUAGUGAAAUUUGCGUCUUUUUCAAAUACCGUCGCAGGAAUUAACUUUGGUGCUGCCAAAGAAAGUGUUUUUGGUCUAUUUUGA